Lactuca sativa (garden lettuce) is the source of this 444-nucleotide messenger RNA. RefSeq lists its product as uncharacterized. NCBI's taxonomy places the organism in Eukaryota, Viridiplantae, Streptophyta, Magnoliopsida, Asterales, Asteraceae. The record is from RefSeq and is a predicted model, not a curated record.
AUGCAAUUGAAGUAUUCGAUUCAAAUUGCUUUAGGAGCUAAGAAGAAAGUUGGAUUUAUUGAUGGAACCUCGAAGAAACCAAAGGUUGAAGGUAGCGAUCUUGAUGACUGGACCAACAAUGAUUGCAUGGUUUGGUCAUGGCUUCUAAAUGCGAUUUCGAAAGAUAUCGUUGAAGCUUUUAUUUUUGAUACUAUUGCUCAUGAACUUUGGAACGAGCUUGAAGAACACUUCUCAGAAAGCAAUGGACCUCUCAUCUAUCAGCUUCAAAGACAAAUCGCCUCAAUUAACCAAUGUGAUUCUUCUGUUUCUAAAUACUAUACCAAACUUAAACAAUUAUGGGAUCAGUUGAGUUGUCUUAUGCAAUUGCCUAUGUGUAAUUGUGGAUCUUCAAAAGCCAUGUCAAACUUUGCUGAGACCCAUGUAGUUCUUUAUGGGAUUAAAUGA